AUCAGUUUGAUAGGAAACAUUUUUCAGCUUCCUUGCAUAUAACUUCAGUCGAGGUUGGAUAUAAAGUUGGCUAGCUAGUUGGUUGGCUGGUUUAUAUUGCUAUACAGAGUCUUUGGAUAGGAGCUAGAAUAAGAUCAUAAGUCAGAUGCCUCGUAAAGCAGUUGUGUCAGAUUCAGAUACUGAGAGUGAAGAUGUGCCACUUGCAGGUGGAUUCAUAAAAGAUGAUCCAGACCUAAAAUCAUCAAAAUCAAAGAGAAAAUCUACCCAAAAGAAGAACUCAGCAGCUAGUAGCAGCAAUGGUACAACACCACCAAAUGAUGAGUUUUCCCCAAAGAAGAGAGUUUCUAGGACCAGCUCAAAGUCUGCAAAGAGAAAGCUCAAGGAGUUGGAUGACGACUAUGAUGAGUAUAAUGAUGAAGACGAUAAAAACUUUGUUGGCCAAGAAGAUGAAGACGAUGAAGAAGAUGAUAUUAUAACUGUUUCAUCAAGAAAAUCUAGAAAAGGUGACGGUUCUUUCAAUGAGCCAUUUGAAUUAGAAGAAUCAGACUUGGAUUUAAAAGAUGAAAAUGUUGCUGAUCAGGAUUCUGAUGUACCUCUCAAGGAAGUGAAGAAAAAACCAAAGGCAAAAACUCCAAGGAAACCAAAGGCUAAAAAACCAAAGAUUCCAUAUCAUACCAGAAUGACUGGUAAGUUAUAUGAGAUGCAUCCAGAUUUGAAAGAUGUUUUCCCCAAUUUGGAAAUUGCAGAACGUAUCAAACCAGAGAGAGCUGUACAACCAGAUGGUAUGAGCAUUACUUUGUUACCUUUCCAACUUGAAGGUUUGAAUUGGUUGGUUAAACAGGAAGAAGGUAUUUAUAAUGGUGGAAUUUUGGCUGAUGAAAUGGGUAUGGGUAAAACUAUUCAAACUAUCGCUUUAUUCUUACACGAUAAAACUAAAAGACCAAGUUUGGUUGUUGCUCCUACUGUCGCCUUGAUGCAAUGGAAAAAUGAGAUCCAACAACACGCUGGUGAUUCUUUGAGUGUUGGUGUUUUCCAUGGUGCUAAUAGAUCUGGUGACAAAGAAGACUUGGAAAAGUUUGAUGUUUUGUUAACAACAUAUGCUGUUUUAGAAAGUGUUUACAGAAAGCAACAGUAUGGGUUCAAAAGAAAAAAUGGUACAGUUAAGGAAAAAUCACCUCUUCAUGCUAUUCAGUUCUACAGAGUUAUCUUGGAUGAAGCUCAUAACAUUAAGGAUCGUCAAAGUAAUACUGCUAAGGCUGCUAAUAAUUUAAUGACACAUAAAAGAUGGUGUUUAUCAGGUACCCCAUUACAAAAUCGUAUUGGUGAAAUGUACUCAUUAAUAAGGUUUUUGGAUAUUGAACCCUUUGGGAAUUAUUUCUGUACCAAAUGUCCUUGUCGUUCCAAAGAGUGGAAGUUUGCUGACUGGAGACAUUGUGAUAUAUGUGGUCACGUUCCUAUGCAACAUACCAAUUUCUUCAACCAUUUCAUGUUGAAAAAUAUUCAAAAGUUUGGUAUUGAAGGUGAGGGUAAAGUAUCCUUCAGUAAUAUUCAAUCUUUAUUGAAGAAUAUUAUGUUGAGAAGAACCAAGGUUGAAAGAGCUGAUGAUUUGGGUCUUCCUCCUCGUGUGGAAGAAAUUAGAAGAGAUUUCUUCAAUGAAGAAGAGAAAGAUUUAUAUCAAAGUUUGUACUCUGAUUCUAAAAGAAAAUUUAAUGAAUACGUUGCCGAAGGUGUUGUUUUGAAUAAUUAUGCUAAUAUUUUCACAUUGAUUACAAGAAUGAGACAAUUAGCUGAUCACCCUGAUUUGGUUUUGAAAAGGGUUAAGAAUAAUGCUGAUUUAGCUGUUGAUAAAUUGAAUGGUGUUAUUGUUUGUCAGUUGUGUGAUGAUGAAGCAGAGGAUCCAAUUGAAUCUAAGUGUCAUCAUAAAUUUUGUCGUAUGUGUAUCAAAGAGUAUAUGGAAAGUUUUGGUGGUGAAGAGAAGAAGCUGGAAUGUCCAGUUUGUCAUAUUGCUUUGAGUAUUGAUUUAUCAGCUCCUGCUAUUGAAGUCAACAAUGAAGAUUUCAAGAAAGGUUCCAUUGUUAAUAGAAUUAAUAUGGGUGGUGAAUGGAGAUCAUCAACCAAAAUUGAAGCAUUAGUUGAGGAGCUUUAUAAGCUGAGAAGUGACAGACAAACAAUCAAAUCAAUUGUCUUUUCACAAUUCACCAGUAUGUUGGAUCUAGUUGAAUGGAGAUUGAAGAGAGCUGGUUUUCAAACUGUGAAAUUGCAAGGUUCCAUGUCUCCUAUUCAAAGAGAUAAUACAAUUCGUCACUUCAUGGAAAACACGAACGUCGAGGUGUUCCUAGUCAGUUUGAAAGCGGGUGGUGUUGCAUUAAACUUGUGUGAAGCUUCACAAGUGUUUUUAAUGGACCCAUGGUGGAAUCCUUCUGUUGAAUGGCAAAGUGGUGAUAGAGUGCAUAGAAUUGGUCAAUACAGACCUGUGAAGAUCACUAGAUUCUGUAUCGAGGAUAGUAUUGAAUCAAGAAUUAUUGAAUUGCAGGAUAAAAAGGCUAAUAUGAUCCAUGCAACAAUCAAUCAUGAUGAUGCUGCAAUCAAUAGAUUGACUCCUGAUGAUUUGCAAUUCUUGUUUAUGAAUUGA
Molecule: messenger RNA, 2632 nt
Organism: Hansenula anomala
Lineage: Eukaryota; Fungi; Ascomycota; Saccharomycetes; Phaffomycetales; Wickerhamomycetaceae
Gene: RAD16
Product: DNA repair protein RAD16
Exons: 2
Coding region: 146-2632 (828 amino acids)
Molecular function (GO): ATP binding; ATP-dependent chromatin remodeler activity; metal ion binding
Source: RefSeq, a predicted model, not a curated record